Brachypodium distachyon (stiff brome) is the source of this 390-nucleotide messenger RNA. RefSeq names its product E3 ubiquitin-protein ligase MPSR1. The transcript has a single exon. The coding region runs from base 1 to 390 and encodes 129 amino acids. The record is from RefSeq and is a predicted model, not a curated record. Gene Ontology annotation, molecular function: ubiquitin protein ligase activity. NCBI's taxonomy places the organism in Eukaryota, Viridiplantae, Streptophyta, Magnoliopsida, Poales, Poaceae. Gene Ontology annotation, biological process: protein ubiquitination. Gene Ontology annotation, cellular component: cytoplasm.
AUGACGCCGGAGCUGGUACUCGCGGAGACUGCCCGCCGUCUGCUGGACACGAGCGGCUUCCUGCUCUCCUCCUCGGGAGCCGGCGCGUCCAAGGAGGCGAUCGACGGCCUCGUCGCUGUCGAAACACGUGGAGAAGAAGAUGAGGAUGAGGAGGGGGAGUGCGCGAUCUGCCUUGCGGCGGAUGAUCAGCGGAAGAAGGCGGAGUUGCCGUGCGGGCACCGGUUCCACCGCGGCUGCGUCGGCAAGUGGCUCCGGGUGCACGGCACCUGCCCCACGUGCCGCCACCAGCUGCCGCCGAUGAGCCCGGCUGCCCGGAAUGAUCUCAGGUACAGCUGGUUCUUGGCCGUCGAGGACUUGAGGAAGAAGGCAGCCUUGCUAGGCCUAGGAUAA